AUGAAAACUCUUUUAUCAAAUUAUAGUGGAGAGGAAAAUGGUGAAUCUUCAAUUCAAGCUGGUAUUUGGCAAAAAGUUAAAAAUGUUUUCACAACUGAAAAUGAAGAAGAACCUGAUGAUUUAUUCCCAUUUGGUCCAUCAGCAUUAAAUUUAAAACCAGAAAUUGAAAUAUUCGUCCCAUCGUUAAGUCAUGAAGGUAUAAACACUGCUUCCACCAUAUCAUAUCUCCAAUCAGAUACAUAUCUUAACCACCCCUCUACCAUAUGCAUCAUAGCGUCUCCAAGAGGGGUGGAGAUCUUAGAGGAAUGUCUUGAUAGUGUGGUUGAUGACAGUGUCAAGAAGAGGAUCUUGGAUAAAGUCGGAUACGCUGUGAGUCCUGCUACUGCUUCUCAAUUAUUAAAAUUAGGAUUUGUCAAUAUUAAAGGUGGUGAUAAUGCUGGUAAUGGUGAUAAAUUAGCCGAUUUGAUUAUUAAUGAUUUGAAACAAGACAAUGAGAAUGAUCGUUUAUGUGUGUUUUUCACCGGUGAAGUUCAUAGAGAUAUCAUACCGAGAAAGUUAACUUCAGCUGGUCUUAAAGUUGAUAAGAGAGUUAUUUACACCACGGCUGUCAGAAAGGAUAUUGUAACUACAUUUGAUCAAUUCAUAACUACGAAUCAAAUUAAUGAUGAUUGGAUUAUUUUCUUUAGUCCUCAAGGUACAGAAUAUAUCAUUGAUUAUGUUAAACUUCACCAAACUCAAUUUAAAAUCGGGGUGAUUGGUCCUACUACUGAAACAUAUUUAAUUGAUCAUGAUAUAAUCCCAACCAUAGUGGCUCCUAAACCUGAUGCGAUAUCAUUAUUCGUUUCUUCAAUAUGA
Molecule: messenger RNA, 855 nt
Organism: Scheffersomyces coipomensis
Lineage: Eukaryota; Fungi; Ascomycota; Pichiomycetes; Serinales; Debaryomycetaceae
Product: uroporphyrinogen-III synthase
Exons: 3
Coding region: 1-855 (284 amino acids)
Biological process (GO): uroporphyrinogen III biosynthetic process
Cellular component (GO): cytosol
Molecular function (GO): uroporphyrinogen-III synthase activity
Source: RefSeq, a predicted model, not a curated record